AUGGACAAGGGUGAGCAGCUCGCGCUCAUCCAGCGCGUGGCGCAUUCUUCUGGGAACCAGGCGAAGGAAGCGCUUGAGUCCAUGAUCUUGAAAUGCGGCACCAGACACUCGACUAUCGCACGAGCGAUCAGGGACGCCGUCGAGAGGUACACGCCGGCCCCGACAAUUGUCUACGAGAACCCGGGGACCAAUAAUGACAGCGAUGCAUCUCUCGCUCCAUCUCCUCCGAUGCGACGCAACAAGAAGAAAGAUGAAAGCGAUGGACGCCGGGCUGAUGAGACCACUCGUUCCGGCACCUCUGAUGAUGACCCGGGCGCUCUUCGUCGCCAUGCCAAGGCGUCGAAAAAAGCCAAGACUGCGACAACUGGCAAAAAGAACGUUUCUGUUCAUCGAAAUCAUCAGCAGAGCAACCUUGACAAGAAGAGGAAGAAGUACAAGGAGGCGGGGCAUGCACCUACUCAUGCCCCUGGAACGGAGCAUAGAACCAUCCAAACACUCGUCGGGCGACCAUCGGAACAAGCGAAGAUGAAUGUCGCAAAUCUAGUGACUCCCUCUCAUCUGGAGAUCAGCGAACAAGACAGGUUACUGGGUCGUAAUCUCAAGAACGAUGUUUCCGAUGACGACCUGGCUGUUGUCAUUUCCUCUGAGGAUGAGCCCUGGUAUGCUGCGGGGCCACACAAGAACACCGUGAACAACGGAAUCGCGAAUAAUCAAAGUUCGAAGAUUGGAAAUUUGGAGGCUGACAUCUCAAUUACUGACAGUUCAGAUGAUGAGAGCUCCAUUGAUGAGCGACAAGGCAAUGCCUUGGCCGUGGCCGCUGGACCACCACAGGCAAGCUCCAAUGUGAAGACCACCCAGGCCGGCGCAGGAAAUAGUGAUGGAGGCGUCCAUGCUCAGUCAUUUACCAUCCCAAUUCGAGAGGCAUUCAACCCGUUUGGUGCCGGAAAGCCGAGCUCCGUCUUAUUAUCCAAGAAACGCAAGGCUCAAGAUCCUCCAGCGGAAAAGACUCAGCCUGCGAAGACAGCCAACGAUUACUAA
Diaporthe batatas is the source of this 1038-nucleotide messenger RNA. RefSeq lists its product as uncharacterized. The transcript is spliced from 2 exons. NCBI's taxonomy places the organism in Eukaryota, Fungi, Ascomycota, Sordariomycetes, Diaporthales, Diaporthaceae. Bases 1 to 1038 code for a protein of 345 amino acids. The record is from RefSeq and is a predicted model, not a curated record.